Molecule: messenger RNA, 3032 nt
Organism: Argentina anserina (silverweed cinquefoil)
Lineage: Eukaryota; Viridiplantae; Streptophyta; Magnoliopsida; Rosales; Rosaceae
Product: callose synthase 10-like
Biological process (GO): (1->3)-beta-D-glucan biosynthetic process
Cellular component (GO): plasma membrane; 1,3-beta-D-glucan synthase complex
Molecular function (GO): 1,3-beta-D-glucan synthase activity
Source: RefSeq, a predicted model, not a curated record
AUGGACCCCAAUUGGAACUAUAAAACCAUAAAAUUGAACCCCCAAUUUAUACCUAAACACCGUUACACGAAAUCCCGGAGCUCCAAUUCAAUAUCGCCAUCUCCGACCCGGCCCGGCCUUGCAGGCGUGGCUAGGGUUUACGACAAUUGGGAGCGGCUAGUGCGAGCCACGCUCAAGCGAGAGCAUCUCAGAACUUCCGGCCAAGGCCACGAGAGGACUCCCAGUGGCAUCGCCGGCGCGGUUCCGUCGUCGCUCGGCCGGAACACCAACAUCGAUGCGAUCUUGCAGGCUGCAGAUGCAAUUCAAGCUGAGGAUGCUAACGUCUCCAGAAUCCUGUGUGAGCAGGCAUAUAGCAUGGCGCAAAAUCUUGAUCCUACUAGUGAUGGUAGAGGAGUUCUUCAGUUUAAGACUGGCUUGAUGUCUGUGAUUAAGCAAAAACUUGCGAGAAAGGAUGGGGGUCAAAUUGAUCGCAAUCGUGAUAUUGAACACCUCUGGGAAUUUUACCAAGGCUACAAGCGGCAACAUCGCCUGGAGGAUAUCCAGAGAGAGGAGCAGAGAAUGCGUGAAUCUGGCACUUUUACUGCUACUUUGAGGGGUGAAUUUUUCUAUAAAGAGAUGAAAAGGACAAUGGCUAUCUUGAGGGCAUUAGUUGAGGUGAUGGAGUUGCUCAGCAAAGAUGCAGAUCCGUAUGGAGUUGGAAGGCAAAUUACAGAGGAGUUGCGCAGAAUCAAAAGCACUGAUAAAUCAUUAUCUGGGGAGCUUACAGCCUACAAUAUCGUCCCACUGGAAGCACCAUCACUAACCAAUGCAAUUGGAGUAUUUCCGGAAGUUAGAGGUGCAAUAUUGGCAAUCAGAUAUACUGAACAAUUCCCCAGGCUGCCAGCUAAAUUUGAGAUCUCUGGACAAUGGGAUGCAGACAUGUUCGAUCUUCUGGAAUAUGUGUUUGGUUUUCAGAAAGACAAUCUAAGAAACCAGAGAGAGAAUGUUAUACUUACAAUUGCAAAUGCACAAUCUCGCCUUGGUAUACCUGCUCAGGCUGAUCCAAAAAUUGACGAGAAAGCAAUCAAUGAGGUAUUUCUGAAAGUCCUGGAUAAUUAUAUCAAGUGGUGUAAAUACCUGCGGAUCGGGCCUGUGUGGAAUAGUUUACAGGCAAUUAAUCGGGACAGAAAACUUUUUCUGGUGUCAUUGUACUUUCUGAUAUGGGGUGAGGCUGCAAAUGUUCGCUUUCUUCCUGAAUGCAUUUGCUACAUAUUUCACCAUGUAAGCACCAUCAUAUCUUAUGUGAUUUUUAUGCAUAGAUUCAAUUCCACAUUAAGGCAGGGAAACAUUACCCACCAUGAAUAUAUUCAGGUUGGGAAAGGAAGAGAUGUCGGCCUGAACCAGAUUGCAUUGUUUGAAGGGAAAGUUGCUGGUGGAAAUGGGGAGCAAGUCCUUAGUAGGGAUGUAUACAGGCUUGGUCAACUUUUUGAUUUUUUCAGAAUGUUCUCUUUCUUCUACACAACAGUUGGUUACUAUGUGUGUACAAUGAUGACUGUCCUCAUUGUAUACAUCUUCUUGUAUGGAAGAGCGUACCUGGCAUUCUCUGGACUUGAUCGUGCUAUUGCGAAGCAAGUACAAGUGUUGGGUAACACAGCACUGGAUGCUGUUCUUAAUGCUCAAUUCUUGGUGCAGAUAGGAAUUUUCACUGCUGUCCCAAUGAUAAUGGGGUUUAUACUCGAAUCGGGAUUACUACAGGCAGUUUUCAGUUUUAUCACUACGCAGCUGCAGUUGUGUUCUGUGUUCUUCACGUUCUCAUUGGGUACUAGAACUCAUUAUUUUGGAUGUACCAUCCUCCAUGGAGGUGCAAAAUACCGAGCAACUGGUAGAGGGUUUGUUGAACACAUAAAGUUUGCCGAUAACUAUAGGCUCUACUCUAGAAGCCAUUUCGUCAAAGCAUUAGAAGUGGCUCUUCUCCUCAUAGUUUACAUUGCAUAUGGGUACACAGAUGGUGGUGCUGUUUCUUACUUUCUGCUAACUCUCAGCAGUUGGUUCCUUGUCAUCUCCUGGUUGUUUGCUCCCUACAUUUUCAAUCCUUCUGGUUUUGAGUGGCAAAAGUAUGUCCUUACGCAUUUUGGACUGGAAGAUUUUGAUGAUUGGACCAGUUGGCUUCUUUACAAAGGUGGAGUAGGAAUUAAGGGAGAAAAUAGCUGGGAAUCUUGGUGGGAUGAGGAGCAGAUGCAUAUUCAAACAUUGAGAGGUCGUAUCUUGGAAACAAUUUUGAGCUCGAGAUUUUUCUUAUUUCAAUAUGGCAUUGUUUACAAACUCCAUCUCACUGGAAAGGACACAUCACUCGCGAUAUAUGGCUUCUCUUGGGUUGUGUUGAUACUUAUAACUAUUGUCAUGAUAUUCAAGGUGUUCACCUUCAAUCAUAAAAAGUCGGCCAAAUUCCAGCUGUUCACUCCACAGGGUGUCACGUCCAUGGCACUGGUUGCAGCUAUUGUUCUACUUGUUUUAUUCACUAGACUUUCAGUGGCAGACCUGUUUGCAAGCACACUUGCAAUCAUUCCCACUGGAUGGGCCAUGAUAUGUCUAGCCAUCACGUGGAAGAGCAUUGUCAAGAGUCUUGGUUUAUGGGACUCAGUAAGGGAGUUUGCCAGAAUGUACGAUGCCGGCAUGGGUAUGCUCAUUUUUGCUCCUAUAGCAUUAUUGUCAUGGUUCCCGUUCAUCUCCACCUUCCAGUCUCGGCUUCUGUUUAACCAAGCAUUUAGCCGCGGGUUGGAGAUCUCUCUCAUCCUUGCUGGAAACAAAGCUAAUGUGGAGGUCUGAUCAGCAGGAAAAUGUUUAGCUACUUGAAACUUUCAGGUGAUGGUACAUUUUUGACUGACCAUUCUGGUCUUGCGGUACUUUUGUUUCUGUACAACAUCAGAGUAGAAAAUCGAUUGUUCCUGUAAAUAGAUGGUGUAGAGAAAAUAUUAAUAUUGUAGCUGCGGCUGUUCUGUGUUUGCAAACACAAAACUGACCCAUACUUUUCCAAAUUACAAGCUAGUUCUUUA